Messenger RNA from Penicillium hordei, 891 nucleotides. RefSeq names its product NAD(P)-dependent oxidoreductase. Gene Ontology annotation, molecular function: oxidoreductase activity, acting on the CH-OH group of donors, NAD or NADP as acceptor; NADP binding. The record is from RefSeq and is a predicted model, not a curated record. NCBI's taxonomy places the organism in Eukaryota, Fungi, Ascomycota, Eurotiomycetes, Eurotiales, Aspergillaceae. The transcript has a single exon. Bases 1 to 891 code for a protein of 296 amino acids.
AUGUCUACCUCAGAACCCAAAUCUAUCUCGAUUCUUGGCCUUGGCCAAAUGGGCCACGCGAUUGCUUCAAAUUUUGUUUCCCGGGGAUUUAAAACCUUCGUUUGGAACAGAACUCCCAGCAAAGGCGCCGAUCUUGUCGAGCAGGGAGCUAUUCAGUCCUCUUCAUCGACUGAAUGUAUUCGCUCCAGUCCUCUCAGCAUCCUGUGUGUCAACACUGACGACAUUGUCCUGGAUAUCCUAGCUGCCGCUGGUGACAUCUCCGGACAUACAAUUGUCAAUAUUGUCAAUGGCUCGCCGCAGCAAGUUCGAAAAACUGCCGAGAAAUCCAUUUCGCACUACAUGGCAGAUGGUUACCUCCAUGGCUCAGUGAUGGCCUCCCCGGGCCUAGUCAGGUCUGGGGGAGCAAUGACCAUAUUCGCCGGGUCAUCUGAGACUUUCAAGAAAUGGGAGUUGACGCUUCAACCCCUUGGAAUCACACUUUGGCUAUUGGAUGAUGUUGGGGCCGCACCAUUGUAUGAUUGUUCGCUUUUGUCGAUCCUCAGCGGCAUCUUUUCUGGCUUCAUGCAGGCCCUGGCUAUGAUUGGUGCGGCCGGACAUAGCGAAACGGAGUUUGCACGUGGCUUUGUUGUUCCACUCCUGGGGCAAAUGGAAGAAUGGCUUAUACGGACUGCUGAAGAAGUUCAGAAUAAGGAGUACGUCGCGGAGAAGAAUGGGUCUCCUAUCGAGGUCCAACUUGACUCCACAAAGCACAUUUUCGAAACUGCCAAGGAGCUCGGUGUAUCCAGUCGAUUGUUGCAGGGUUUUCUCGACAUUGUCAAAGAAGGCGUGGAACGCGGACAAGGGCGUGAGGAAAUUUCUGGGCUCGUUCGCCUCCUUCGGGCGCCAGAAUAG